GUCCGCCCGAGGAGACGGGGCAGCCCUCCCCUGCCUACGGUUCCGAAGUCUUCUAUUUAUUCCUUUCUGUUGGAGGGGGCUCGUAUCUGGGGCGAGAGAGAGAGAGCGAGAGAGCGAGAAUCCUCCGCAAUGGCCCUGGAGAACGAAGAGGAUAGUAUGUCGUGGAAAAAGCAGGCGGACGAUAUCAAGAAGAUCUUCGAAUUCAAGGAGAUUCUGGGAACAGGUGCCUUUUCGGAAGUCGUCAUGGCAAAGGAGAGGGCCACUGGCAAGAUGUUUGCCAUCAAAUGCAUUCCGAAGAAGGCCUUGAAAGGCAAGGAAAGUAGCAUCGAGAAUGAAAUUGCUGUUCUCCGAAGGAUAAAGCAUGAAAACAUCGUUGCUUUGGAAGACAUCUACGAAAGCCCUAACCACUUGUAUCUGGUGAUGCAGCUGGUGUCAGGGGGCGAGCUGUUUGACCGUAUCGUGGAGAAGGGAUUCUACACUGAAAAAGACGCCAGUACGCUGAUCCGACAGGUGUUGAACGCCGUUCAGUACCUGCACAAAAUGUGCAUUGUCCACCGUGACCUGAAGCCAGAAAACCUCUUAUACUUCAGUCCUGAUGAAGAAUCCAAAAUAAUGAUCAGCGACUUCGGCUUGUCCAAGAUGGAAGGUUCGGGCGAUGUGAUGUCGACAGCCUGCGGCACACCAGGCUAUGUUGCUCCAGAAGUUCUUGCCCAGAAACCCUACAGCAAAGCGGUCGACUGUUGGUCUAUCGGAGUCAUCGCUUACAUUCUGUUAUGCGGCUAUCCUCCGUUCUACGAUGAAAAUGACUCCAGACUGUUUGAGCAGAUAUUGAAGGCAGAAUAUGAGUUUGACUGUCCUUACUGGGAUGACAUCUCGGACUCUGCUAAAGAUUUUAUCAAACGCUUGAUGGAAAAGGACCCAAACAAACGUUACACGUGCGAGCAAGCAUUGAGGCAUCCCUGGAUUGCCGGAGACACAGCUCUGAACAAGAAUAUUCACGAGUCAGUCAGCGCCCAGAUCAGGAAGAAUUUUGCCAAAAGCAAAUGGAGGCAAGCGUUUAACGCCACGGCGGUGAUACGUCAUAUGAGGAGACUGCAGCUCGGUAGCAGCCAGGAAGGCUCAUCUCUGCACGGACAAGCCAGCCGCAGACCCACCAAACCACUGCCCGAUGUCACGUCUCGUAAAGAUUGUCUCUCAGCUUCCACUGCUUGCAGCAUAGCAUCGGCUGCGUCCUCUCCUUCUGUUAUAUCGCUGGUAGGGUCCGAUCAGCGAGCGAGAUCUACGUCAGUAACCACAGUACACACUGGGAGCAAAUGACAAGUGACUUCAACAGAAAUACAUGAUGGGGAACAACAUCACUGUGAUGGAUCCCAGAAGUCAAGCAAUCUCACAAUGCAUGUGCACUGAAGUCUAGAGGGAUCCCAGGGAGGAUUUAUAAAGGCCAUAUUUUAUACUGUAACUCUUAUACAAUAUACGUACCAUAAAUUGCAUUGAGUCAUGUGCUGGUGGAUUUAACAGUAUCUGGUGCUGCGCAUAUGAGUCUAGCAAUGUUUUGUUCACCUUAUCUAAAGUCAACAGUUAAUGUCGUUCUGUGGUAAUUGUACAAUGUUUUAUUUUCUCCAAAACAGCAGCAUUUCUCCUGGACGUACAUUCACCGAGGAAUGAGGCAUCAGUUGGACUGCACAAGCCAUUCCUUAUCUCUUGUGUUCUUCUCGAUUCCUCUGUCUCCCCUGGGACUUUGGUAAAAUGCAGAACCCCUUCACACUGUAAGAUUGUGCAGCUUGUGAUAAGCAGCAGUGGACUGACAGUCAAAACAGAAAUGCUGUGAUACAAAACCUAUCGGGGUUUAAAACCUUCAAUACUAAAACUAUUUCAUGGUCCUAAACUGGACAAGGUCUUUUAACUAUUCAGGGCUAGAACAUAACAUCACCUUUGUUAACUCCAGCUCUAGUGAAUGUGUCUGGUUGUACAUAUAAAAAAGUUACCUUUAGUUAGUCAACUUUAUAGAUUAUCUGCCAAUGUCCUAUUGCACCAUUACAAAUUUUUAAUCUCGUUUUUUAUGCUUUUAGUUAACAUUCAGUGUGACUCAGUCAGACAGAGGUAGAUGCAUCCUAAGCUAAUUCUACAUAUCUGAGAGUGAGAUUAGUUGUGCCUUUCUAAAAGACUUCUUGUUGGAAAGAAGAUCAGAAAUUCUUGCACCAUUUUUAAAAAUAAACACGGUUACGUUGAAAUCAUUCCCUAGGGAGAGCAUCAUUCUGCUAAAUCUAAAUCUGCUUAAAUUAACUGACAUUUGAACAACAUUCUUCAGUUCCAAGACAUUCCCUGAGCGAUGUGCCAGAAUUCUUUGGUGCUGAGUUUUAACUUUUAUAUUGUGGUGAUCUGGAUCAUUUUAAAACCUGUUUUAGCUUUUCUCUUGGCCAAUGUCAGACAUGAUUAUCAGAUGACAUCAGAAUUGAGAGGAUAUAUAUUUCUCCAAGUAGUUCUAUCUUAAGGGAAUAUAGACAA
Molecule: messenger RNA, 2505 nt
Organism: Hypanus sabinus (Atlantic stingray)
Lineage: Eukaryota; Metazoa; Chordata; Chondrichthyes; Myliobatiformes; Dasyatidae
Gene: camk1da
Product: calcium/calmodulin-dependent protein kinase 1Da
Exons: 11
Coding region: 130-1317 (395 amino acids)
Biological process (GO): peptidyl-serine phosphorylation
Cellular component (GO): intracellular anatomical structure
Molecular function (GO): ATP binding; calmodulin binding; calcium/calmodulin-dependent protein kinase activity
Source: RefSeq, a predicted model, not a curated record